AUUAAAGAUUAAAUAUUAAUACAGAAUAAUGAAACCUUAUCGCUUUCACCAACUAACUUCUAUAAAAUUGUGCAGACCAAACUGAUAUCGUCUCAAUUUCAUUCCCUCACCAAGUCACCACAGUUGAUCCCGCGUCAGAAUUUUUAGUUUCCUCUCAUAAGCUGAUGAUUCCGUAGAUUGUUUAUUAUUUCUUUUAAUUAUUAUUAGUAAUAUUUAACAAUUCAAAAAUCUCACUUUUUUUUAAAAUCUGAGUGGAAGGAAAUAGAGAAAUAGAAAGAGAAAGGGCCUGUUUCACCCUGUUUGUCAAUGGAGAAGAAGGUAGAAGUACAAAGCAAGGGUGAUUCACGAUUUAAAACUUCGUGUACAACACUGAAGCGGCGCGGCCUCUGAAUUUUUCAUCGGGAAGGGAUUGAAGCGCGGUAUCAGAAUUUUCACAUCAGAAGGAUUUAAAAGGGUUUGUUGAAGAAGGAAAAUGGCAGCCAGGGGGAGACAUCCAUUUUAGGUGUUGACUUAGAAAAGGAAUUGCAUAUACCUUUCUCGGCCUUUUGGCUAAGAUCAAGAGAAAAGGGGUUUGCAUUUUUGUGGGUGUUUUUUAAUGCCGGAGACAAAGUAAAGGUGUUUCGUUGAGGCGUUUCAUCAAACAGAUGGUGAUCAGCGAUAUCGCGUCCUUUGUUGUUUCACUAAUCCCUUAAUAGAUGCCCAGUUCCCAGAAAGUCUGCUCUGCCGGUCUUUCCUCUUCGCCGACGCCGUCUCAAUCACUUGACGACUGUGGGAAUGCUGGGAAAUUUACCGACACCCGAGAGAACUCAUCCGCGCAUCGUCGCCUCACGCGCCUGAGGAAGCUCAGGCACGUCAGCGAUGAUGAUGUGGGGUUGCACUCGAACGUCAAUGGUCGUUCACAUUCGCUGACGAAUUCGCCCGAUUCUGCGGGGAAGUUGCGCUCCCCGGACGGCCAGGAGCACUGGUCUUCUUCGGCCACUCCGAAGCCUUUGCCGCGACCUGAAUCGUUUGUACAUCGUAGACCCCAGUCGUCAUCUCCGGUUUAUCCCAUAUCACUUGAUGAAGGACACUCCACUGCUAUCGGAAGUUUUAUGAAACUCAGGUGGAACAACGAUCGUGUCGCUAAACUUCUGGCAAAAUCUCCGAUCAAUUUUCGAGGGGACGUCCAUUUUGGAAGCGUUAGCAAUGGUCAACGGCUGAGCGCUUCUGGUGGUCUGAGCGCUAAUACAAACGGUUUCUUAAGUCCUCCGGUUAGCCCUCCAAGAUCAAGCACCAAAGAUUUCUUUCACUCUCAUGAUGUCAUGGAUUCCACCCAAUCUUUGUUCAAUCGUCGCCGAUUAUCUCAUGACUUGAAUGUUGGGAGGAGCUCUAACUACGACUUGAUGCUGGUUGUUCCUACCAGGAGUGCUCCAACAAGUGUUUUCUCUAGUCCUGUUGCUAGCCCUCGAAGAUCAGAUGCAUCAGAUGUUCUUAAUUCUCCCUUUUGGGGACAUCAAGAUCAAUUACCUGCUUCAAUAGCUUUAGAUGUUCUGCCAGCCAGGAAGUCUGAAGCCUAUAGUUUGCCAGUAUCCCCAAGAAAUCUACAUACUCCCGAACGUUCUCCACAACAUAGCCUUAGUGUUCCAAGUCCCUACCUCAAUGCCAGAAGUCCAAAUAGAUUUCCAUUUCCUCCACAUGCUAAUCCUCAUCCAUUGCCCCUUCCACCAGGAGCCUUGCAACCUCCACAACAAUCAAUACCUCCAAUUGGGCAUCACAUUACAGAAAAACCAGCUUCAACGUCAAUGAAAGGUCAAUGGCAGAAAGGAAAGCUUAUUGGGCGGGGUACAUAUGGAAGUGUUUAUUAUGCAACCAACAUGACGACUGGAGCUUCAUGUGCAAUGAAAGAAGUGGAUAUCAUUCCUGAUGAUCCUAAAUCUCUUGAAUGUAUAAAGCAAUUGGAGCAGGAAAUUAAAGUUCUACAGAAUUUAGAGCAUCCAAAUAUUGUGCAGUAUUAUGGCAGUGAAAUUGUUGAUGAUCACUUUUACAUCUAUUUGGAGCUUGUCCAUCCUGGCUCGCUUAAUAAAUAUAUUCGUGAACAUUGUGGAGGCAUAACGGAGUCUAUAGUUCGCAAUUUCACCCGCCACAUUCUAUCUGGGCUGGCAUACUUGCACAGCAAAAAGACCAUCCACAGGGAUAUCAAAGGUGCAAACUUGCUUGUUAAUGCAUCUGGUGUUGUUAAACUUGCCGAUUUUGGUAUGGCCAAACAUCUUACAGGACUAUCAUAUGAGCUGUCUUUGAAGGGCAGUCCAUACUGGAUGGCUCCAGAGGUCAUAAAGGCAGUUAUGCAGCACAAAGAUGCCAAUCCCGAUCUUGCUCUGGCAGUUGACAUUUGGAGCUUGGGUUGUACCGUCAUUGAGAUGUUUAAUGGUAAACCUCCAUGGUCUGAGUUUGAAGGGCCUACAGCUAUGUUCAAGGUUAUGAACCAAACCCCACUCAUACCAGAAGCAUUGUCAUCAGAAGGAAAGGAUUUCCUCCGGCGUUGCUUUAGAAGGAAUCCUGCAGAGCGGUCAUCAGCAGCUACUCUACUUGAUCAUCCUUUUGUGCGGAAUUCAGUCGAUCAGAGCAUGUCAGCCCUUACCCAAGCAUUUUCUAGUAUGAACCAAAUGGAUAAAUCACAUAGUAGUCCAAGAAACUGCAACACACAUACAUCUGAUUUGAGGUCUACUUCCCCAAGCACACAGAUUACAAAUGGGAAGUUGCCACAUUAUAGUGAGACUCGUCAAGUAUGUCAUGCUGAAACCUUUGCUUGUGCUGGAGCUUCUUGUCAUCCUUGCUGCUCUAGUUCUACUCUUGAAGUUUCCACUAGCCUGUUUGCAACAAAGCAGAUCAACGAUUCACACAUCUUCAGCCUUUCUUCGCAUGCCAGCAAAAUGCCUCUUGGUACCGUAAACAAUCAUCCAUGUGCCCUUUUGAGGACUCAGGGGAAGGAAGUGCAGCAUAUCUGAACCAACUUUCUGGUUUUCUAGAAUUCAUCUGAAAGCUAGGUCCUUCAUGAAUCGCCAACAAGAAAAUCUCUUGACUUCCAUCUUAGGACUCCUUGACUUGCAGUUAGACAGGAUUUGCCAAAAUUUUCCAUCUCCAUUGCCUCACUGACCAGUGUAAAUACAGGUGGCCUUGAUUGUGAAAUGCAUUCAACUGGGAUUUGUAAAUCUGGGAGACGUUUCCACAUUAAUUCCUCUGUAAUUUAGGGCUUGUACUGAUAGAAUCCUUUUAUUUGUAGGAGUAAAUAGAUAGGGAAGUGUUGAGAUUCUUGAGAAGCAUGGAAAAAGAAGAAUGCUCUCACUUUUGAUUUGAUCAAGACAAUGAUAAAUUUGUAUGGUAUAAUUAUUUUUGUUGUAUGAUAAUGAUAUGAAGGUCCCAUUUUCCUUGGUGUAAUUCAUUUUCCU
This is a messenger RNA of Rubroshorea leprosula, 3425 nucleotides long. NCBI's taxonomy places the organism in Eukaryota, Viridiplantae, Streptophyta, Magnoliopsida, Malvales, Dipterocarpaceae. The record is from the annotation of a GenBank genome assembly.